AUGCCCCUCCGCUGUCCCGCUGGAGCGACCCGAGCAGCUCCAUUCGUCUCCUACACUUCGUCGCUUACAUCUCGCCGGAUACCCUUCCGAAUAUGCUCCUCAUGUCGAGCUCGUCUCUCAUUCCGUGGACUGUCGACACAGUCGGAUCGCCGGCGGCCUACAUCUCUUCGAUACCAACUUUUGGCAGAUAACUUGCCAUCUCGGUCCCAUAAAUAUGGCUUCCAAUACCCCACCAAGGCUGUGGCAUAUUAUACGACAAAUGCCUCAGAGCCUAGACCACCCCGGAAAGUGAACGAAAUGCUCACUCCUAAGCUUGUUAUCCUUGGAACUCCUGCCCAACGUCGAAGUGUCGAUCCUUUGGCUCUCGACCCUGUGGAUAAAGAUCAACUUGAUGGUCUCACACGGGCUCUGCAAACAUUCGAGUUCAAGGUUGAAGAGGCAGAAGUUUCCAACGAAAUUCUACUAUUCAAGCCAGAGAGCCUCCGGGUGUCAAAAUUGAGAUUUGAACAGGUGCUGAAGGACCUUGAUACUGCCUUCCUAGGGCCUCAAGUUAAAGACUAUCUUUCUACCACUGAGGUAGAUAUUGCUGGUGGUGUAUCAAAACUUAGGAAGGCACAGGCUCUUAACCUUGUCAUGCGACAGGUUUGGGGAGUUCAGAUAGACGAGGAAAUUGCAGCGGAGAUGGACGUUAUCAGAGAAAAAGAACUCAAGUUUGAGAGAAUGCAUCUCUUCUUCAUGAUGAUGGGGGGCGGAGAUAUGCUUCAGAAGCUUGCAAGCCGUAACCGUACCCGUAUUAUCCUCAAUUCGAAAGCCAAUACCAUCAUUCUCAAGGGUACGAAGGCUAGGAUUGAACGCGUUGAACAUCAACUUCGAGAUUUACCGGGAAGGAUUAUUCCUGACGAAGUCGAUAUUUCCGCUCUGUUGAGAGUGGGAAAUGUCACGGAUACAUACAUACCCAGUAUAUCUCGACUUACGUCCGUCUUUUUAGAGAUCAGGGAUGAAAAGCUUACUCUACACGGACUUAAACCAUACGGUCCAAGAGAUAUAUUGGAUGCCAAACGUCUUCUUUUCAACUCCACCGACCUCCACUUUCGACAAAUGUAUAGUUUACUUGGCGAAACCAAACUUGAUUCACCACUAACGGGAGCCUUGUACCCUGUUGCUGAGGACCAAACAUUACCAUGGAUGUAUCGUGGUCGAGAAUGGUGCCGCUGGCGGAGCAUACGAACACCCAGAUCGAAGACGGUGGAGUCAAUUGAAGACGACCUCUCCCCAACCAUCUCUACACCGUUACUAAAUCCCGCGCGGGGCGACAAAGUGGGCUACAACGAUAUCCGAUCUCUCCUCGACUCCUUCUCAACCGCCACCCCAUCGGAAUUACCUGCUGCGACCGAAAUUACUGCUAAAGAACUAGAUGUUUCUGCUAUAUUCGGGGAAUCGGAGCCAGCAUCUUCUCCCACAACCGCCUCCACACCACCAUAUAUCCCACCAGGCGCUGAGAUCCAAACAAACUAUCGCGCAGUCCUCGGUCAAAUCCUCCAUUCAUCACCAACACUCCCAAAAGCCCGAGAACCGAAAUCCCUCAGCGAUCUCUUUGCCUCAAACCCUUCGCAUCUCCUCUGCAACUCUGUCCCUAAAAUCCUUGACUUUCUUUCAACCCUCAACCCGGUUACAUAUAAAUACGACUUCAAAAUCCUUUUAAAAUUCUCCCCGUCGCCCUGGAAACAUCCCAAGAACUUUGAACUCCUACCACCCGUAGAAAUGGAGUUACAGAUUAAACCGGAUACGAACGAACUUCAAGCUCUUAAGGUUGCAGCGGUGGAAAGUCACAGCAUCGUCGACGUCCUAAUGCCAAGAAACGCAUGCGACUUGAGAUUUGUGAAGAGAACGUUAGCAAGAGUGGAAGGGAAAACGAAACAAGUAAAAAAUUACAUCAGAGCAGCGAAAUUAGAUGUAUUAGGUGAAGAUAGACUGGAAGCCGGGGAAGUGCUAGAGUUCAAUCUUCCAAAGUGGAUGAUAAGCGAUGCUGAGAAGGUAGCUCCGGUAGUCGAACCUUCCAGUGCAGAGGACGAAUACUCCGAAUUGGCGUUUUCUGAGAUGUACAACGAUGCGGGUUCCCUGGGGACCGUUCCCGUCAAUUACUUUUUCACGGGGUUGGAAACAAGAUCCUCUACGACAUUUGACUUUGAUGGUUCAGCGUUGGUAUAUACGAAGAUCGAGGCGGGUGCUUCCGGCGGCAGCUAUGACGAAGUAGUCCUUGAAUGCUCUAACCAACAAAUCGAGUACCUCACACCAUUAGAACAAACGACCAUAGGCAGAGAAGAUGAAAUAGAAGAAGAGAGGGUAAGGCAGGAAACUAUGGAUCAGAUGAUGGAGUUGGAGGCGGAGGAGUUGGAGAAGGUUACAAGAAACAUGAGAGCUAGAGAUGAAUAUAUGCAUGAUAUGCAGGGAGGUCCGGUGUUUGAAACUGUUGAUCGUGGAGAGAUAAAGAGGAAGAAACACGAGGAGAAGAUGGAAAGAAGGGCACUAAGGAAAGCAGAGAAACUCGAGAGCGAAAAGCUUAAUCAGGGGGCUGAGGCAGCAGAGGAUGGGUUGGAAGCCUCUCCUAGAGUUGAGGGGGAAACGGAAUCGAUUGGCUCUGGAGAGGCCAUUGAGUCUGAAGCAACUACUGGGCUUGAAGCAACGACCGAAUCCGAGGCUACAAAGGAACCAUUAAAGUCAUUUGAUCUAGGAGAAACCGGCUCCGAAGAAUCUUUGCAAACAUAUUCGGAGAACCUAGACCACGAAUUACAGGCCUUGGGCGAAACUGGAGAAACCCAAGAAACACUCCAAGCCAACAAGCAACCAACCGGACUGGAAUUCUUAUAUGGAGAAGAAGUAGAAGAAACAACGUCAGAAAUCGAGAUAUCACAACCCCAGGGCCAGGAAUCUAUCAAAGAAUCUCUAGUAGGGGCCGUUGCGGAGAAACAAAAAGUGGAUGAUGAAGACGCCGAGGUCAUAUCUGAUGCGGUGUUCCAGCGAUUUAUUCACACGGCAAGGAAGUUAGUCGAGGCUGUAGAAACUACGGAGUCGGAUCAUGAACGGGUUACGCCCAAGAAACUGUAG
This is a messenger RNA of Orbilia oligospora ATCC 24927, 3105 nucleotides long. RefSeq lists its product as uncharacterized. The transcript is spliced from 3 exons. Gene Ontology annotation, cellular component: mitochondrial inner membrane. Lineage: Eukaryota; Fungi; Ascomycota; Orbiliomycetes; Orbiliales; Orbiliaceae. The record is from RefSeq and is a predicted model, not a curated record. Bases 1 to 3105 code for a protein of 1034 amino acids.